UCUGCUUGGGCCGCCAUGCUUCCACUUUAACGGUUAUUUGGGGUUUAAUUUCGCAGGCAACAGAGAUCGCUCGUUUUGUCGAUUGAUUUCUGUGGAAGGUGGCAAGAUGUUAGCUUUUUUGGUGAGGAGAUGCUUGCAAACAACUGGAAGAGUUCAGAAAUUACUACAGUUUCCAAAUGAAUCAAGAAACAUCAUGCCCUCUAACUUAUUGAGCUCUUACACACAAAGAAGAUUUAUGACCCAUCAAGCCAUCAAGUACUUGCAAAAAUCUGCAUUUUUUAGGAGUCAGACAAGCUAUUUUCAUGUAUCAUGUCAAGCAUCCAAGAUAAAGAAAGUGGAAGAACCAGAGAAACGUGAAUUAGACUUACUACGAUAUGAUUUCAGAGAAUUGAAGAACAGUCCCAAACCUGCCCUCUAUCUUGGCUACGGUGGAUUAAUUCCUUUUGUGUCAGCUCCCCUUGUAAUGGCCAUAACAGAGACAUAUUUUCCUGAGCUAGCUUUUGCCCAAAUUGCAUAUGGAGCAGCAAUUCUCUCUUUUGUCGGAGGAAUAAGAUGGGGAUUUUCAAUUCCAGAAAGCAGCUCUGCAAAACCUGAUUGGUUGAAUCUGGGAAAUAGUGUGGUUCCUUCUUUGUUAGCCUGGAUAGCUCUACUCUUUCAUGAUAAUCUGACUGAAGCAGCAAUUCUGAUUAUCAUGGGUCUAGGUAUAGCAUUGCAUUAUGACUUAGCCUUACUCGAAGGUUAUCCAAGUUGGUUCAGAGCUCUUCGAACAGUGCUGACUGUGGUAGCAACAUUUUCCUUGGUUGCCACAUUAAUAAUCAAAAGUACAUACCCUGAGAAAAAGCUAUUGCCAGAUGAAAAAAUAAAAUCUAAAGGGUAGAGAAUUUAUCCUUUCAAAAAAGCAACAGAAAAUAUAUUAUUUUUAAAAAAGCUGCAAUAAAAUUGAAGCAGAGACGCUUAUAAAUGGUGUGAUUAACAAUUAAUUCACAACAUUAUAUUUGAGACUCUGAUCACCGUUCAAAAAUCUAGCUGUUGAAAAGUUAUCUAUUUAACUUGCAUAUUAUUCCUAUUUUUCUGUUCAAGCUGAUCAUGUAAAAGUACUAUCAAUGUUGUGACCUAACAAAAAAAAUAUAAAGAAUGCUGAAUAAAGGUCAUUAUGUCGAAAGUUUCUUUAUCUAUGGUUACAAUCCUCACACAAGGUUUAAGAUAUUUAUUGCUCGCUAUUUUAUGUAAACUAUCAAUUGACAUUACAUUCUGACCAGUAUUUGCAUUUCAGGACAUGGUAGAGUUACAUAGAGUAGCAUUUUUGUGCGGGCUUUGUUUGUUUGCAAUAUCCUGGAUGUGAACCAACUAUCAAGUAACUAUAUUGACCUAAUCAAUGAAACAAAAUUCGUUUAAUUCUAAGCGUCCAGAGAGAUUGAUGUCCUCAGAUUGUCACCUUUGUUUUGAGUAAUAACAUAAGUCA
This is a messenger RNA of Rhincodon typus (whale shark), 1462 nucleotides long. RefSeq names its product transmembrane protein 69 (gene tmem69). The coding region runs from base 107 to 877 and encodes 256 amino acids. The transcript is spliced from 3 exons. Lineage: Eukaryota; Metazoa; Chordata; Chondrichthyes; Orectolobiformes; Rhincodontidae. The record is from RefSeq and is a predicted model, not a curated record.